AUGAAGGCAGUCCUUUUGCGCCUUGCCGUGUGCGCGACCAUGGUCCUCGCGGCUUUCGCCACAGCGCACCCUGGCUGCGGCGCAGACGUUUCAACGACUGCACCGGUUCCCACUGCGACGACCGCGGCGCCGGCGCCGACGACCGAAGCGCCUGGGACAUGGAGGCCGCUGGGUCUUGGCAAUGGUUUCAAAGGCGUGUCGGGCGACAGUCAAGGCCUCUGCUUUUUCAAGAAAGGUGAAGUGUUUACGUGGGUCCCAGGCCAGCCGACGAUGACCAGCGUCGGCAGCAGCCAAGAAUUCGCUUCGUGCGCGAACGGUACAAAAGAGACGUCGACGCUGGUGACGGGGCCUCUCGGCUACUUGUCUCCCACCGACGGUCAAACGCUGUGCAUCCGAGACCCAGGUUUUCGCUGCGCGACCAACGACGGCAACGGCUUCGGGUCCUUCCAAGAUUGGACGCACGGGCGUCUCCUCGCGGUACGCGCCUUCGUCAAGGACCACGCACUUAUCUACGACGGCUAUGACGGCUACGUCAUGUACUACGCCACCGUGGACGCAACCAAGAAGGCAAUCACCAACUUCACAAAGAUCGCCGACGGAUUCUACGCAGCCGCCGAUGGUUCAACCGUUUGCGUCACAUCGCUCUCGAGCGUCAUCUCUUGCGUCACAUCUGUCACUGACAUGUUGGCUGGGAGAUGGAAGACGUACCCGUACGACAACAAGAUGAUUGAUGCGUUCGAGGUCGUUGGCAACACGGUGUACGGUAUUAACUUUGACGAUGGGACGCUGCACUACCUCCAAUUAGCCUAG
Molecule: messenger RNA, 810 nt
Organism: Saprolegnia parasitica CBS 223.65
Lineage: Eukaryota; Oomycota; Saprolegniomycetes; Saprolegniales; Saprolegniaceae
Exons: 2
Coding region: 1-810 (269 amino acids)
Source: RefSeq, a predicted model, not a curated record